AUGUCUCAGCCCAGCAAUCAAACUUCGGGCGUCCGCGGCAGAGCCCACGAUGUCUUCCGCGGCACCAUCUUCCAGGCUGUGCUGCUCGGGCUCAUCAGCUUCACGCAACCCGGGAUAUGGACGGCGAUGAACAAUUUGGGAGCCGGCGGCCAAGCCGAGCCAUACAUCAUCAACGCGGUGAACGUGAUAACCUUUGUCAUCAUGAUCGUUUUGUCCCCCGUCGCCAGCAUGGUCGGCAACUUGAUCGGCAUGAAGUGGAUCGUCGUCAUCGGAACCAUAGGCUACGUGCCGUACUCGGCCGCGCUCUACUGUAAUUCCAUGUGGGGGACGCAGUGGUUUCUCAUCUUCGGCGCCGUGACUUGUGGCAUCUCGGCAUCCGCGCUGUGGCCCGGCGAGGCGGCCAUUGCUGUCGGAUACCCAGAGGUCGCCCGUCGAGGCACUUGUAUCAGCAUCUGGCUGGCGCUGGGAAAGCUAGGCUCCAUCAUCGCCACCGCCAUCCAGCUCGCGCUCAACAAGGACAGCAACACGACCGGCGCCAUCUCCUCGUCCACCUACCUCGUCCUGGUGGUCAUCCAGUGUCUGGGGCUGCCCCUCUCGCUCUUGCUGUCGCCCCCCGGCAAGCUGGUGCGCAGGGACGGGAGGAAGCCCGUCUUCGCCAACGCGGAGCGGUCCCUCAAGAGCCAGCUGAGGGGGUUCCUCGCCCAGUUCAGGCGCAGGGAGGUGCUGCUCCUGAUCCCGGCCUUCGUCACCGCGCAGUGGGGCGUCACGUACCAGGGCAACUACAUGGCGGCGUACUUCACGGUCCGCGCCCGCACGCUCUCCGGGUUCAUCAUCGCCGUCGUCGGGGCCAUCUCCAACGUGCUCUCCGGCUGGUGGCUCGACACGAGACACCUGAAGAGGACCACGCAGGCCCGCUGGAGCUGGUAUUUCCUGCUGGCGCUGUUCACGCUCGUCUGGAUAUGGAACCUCGUCGUCCAGGAGCGCUGGGCAAAACACAGCCCAGGCGAGAUCGACUGGAGCAGUGCCAGCUACGGAGAAGGACUCGCCAUCUUUGUUCUCUACAGAAUCGCAUACGAAACUGUCGGCGUCUGGCUCUACUGGACUCUCGGCACCUUCGACGUCGAGGCGGACACCAUCGCGCUGUCCAUGGGCGUUCUUCGCUCGGGUGAAUCGCUGGGGUCGGCCUUGGCGUACGCCGUUGGCUCGGUCCGCAGCGCGUCCCUGAUGACGAACCUCAUCAUCUCGGUCGUGGUCUUCUAUGUCGGAGCACCAGCCACGACCUGGGCCGCCCUUCUCGUCAAGGAAAGGCUCCCGGCCGAGGUGGAAAGCCUGGCUAGCGACGUAGAAGGCUCUGGGCAGAGUACCGCUCAUCAGUCUGAUGCGGCGGACCAGGUUGAGGUGAACUACCGUGCCAAGGCUUAG
Messenger RNA from Colletotrichum destructivum, 1422 nucleotides. Its product is annotated as Putative major facilitator superfamily, MFS transporter superfamily. The coding region runs from base 1 to 1422 and encodes 473 amino acids. Gene Ontology annotation, molecular function: transmembrane transporter activity. The record is from RefSeq and is a predicted model, not a curated record. The transcript has 6 exons. Lineage: Eukaryota; Fungi; Ascomycota; Sordariomycetes; Glomerellales; Glomerellaceae. Gene Ontology annotation, biological process: transmembrane transport.